Pestalotiopsis fici W106-1 is the source of this 729-nucleotide messenger RNA. RefSeq lists its product as uncharacterized. Bases 1 to 729 code for a protein of 242 amino acids. Gene Ontology annotation, molecular function: oxidoreductase activity. The transcript is spliced from 2 exons. The record is from RefSeq and is a predicted model, not a curated record. Lineage: Eukaryota; Fungi; Ascomycota; Sordariomycetes; Amphisphaeriales; Sporocadaceae.
AUGCCAGAUCAGCAGAAAUAUCUGAACAAACUGAAUGGGGAUCACGUCCUCAUCAUUGGUGGCUCCUCAGGAAUUGGGCAUGCGAUAGCCGAAGCUUGCCUUAAACAUGGCUGCAUUGUCACUAUUUCGGCAUCCUCGGCAUUGAGCGCCAAGAAUGCCCACAAACGCCUUAAAGAAUCGUAUCCGUCUGCGGCAAACAGAAUCACCUCCCUUGCGUGCAAUCUUGGCAGCACUUCCGACAUUGAAGCGAAUAUUGCCAAGCUAUUCCAGCAUGUGUCCAAGUCGGGGCUUCUUGACCACAUCAUUUUCACCGCAGGCGACCAGCUUGCUCAGAUGCCCAUCCACGACGUUACUUUGUCCCGUAUUCAACAUGCUGGUUUUGGUGAGUCUUCCAUUACUCUUACAAGUGGCGUCGGAUCGUACAAGAUGGGCCCGGAGGGCGCUGUGGCAGGAGCAUACGCCGCGGGUCUUCACGGAAUGGCCAGAGCGUUGGCUGUUGACUUGCAACCAGUCAGAGUAAACGUCGUGGCUCCAGGUCCCACGGAUACGCCGCUUUGGAGGAUGCCAGAGCAGCAGAAAACGGCACUUAUCGAGAUGCUUAGGACGAAACUUGCAACUGGGGAGAUUGGAAGCACCGAAAAUGUUGCAGAAACGUAUUUGGGGGUUCUCAAGGACUGGAACUGCACUGGUGCUGUAUUAAACACGAACGGAGGAUACUUGUUGUUGUAA